Diaporthe citri is the source of this 1605-nucleotide messenger RNA. RefSeq lists its product as uncharacterized. The transcript has 3 exons. The record is from RefSeq and is a predicted model, not a curated record. Bases 1 to 1605 code for a protein of 534 amino acids. Lineage: Eukaryota; Fungi; Ascomycota; Sordariomycetes; Diaporthales; Diaporthaceae.
AUGCCACGCACUCCGACUAGUAUCAAUGCAGUCUAUAAUUCCGUGGAAGCGAAAGACGUCACAGUCCGUGUGGAGCUCGAUGUAUCCAAGGAUCUCGGUGAUGAGUUGGAAAUUCUAAAUCGCCUUUCACGUACCGGCAACUUUUCUUUGGGCAAAGAGUUCUUCAACUCUCACCUGAAAGCACAUAUCGAUGACCCAGCUGUUUUCGUACAGUACGCAGAAAUGCUGCUCGAGCAAGGAGACUUCAAAUCUUUGCUGUUGCUAGACGACAAACCCAUAUUCUGGGAAUACGGAAAUCAACAACUCCAAGAACCAAAGUCUGGAAUCCAACGGUUGGAGCUUAAUUGGAAGCUUAUCAGGGCGGUUGCUUUGUGCCAUAGCCAGCACACACUGAGCAGCGUCUGGGAGGGCAUAGAUGGAGCUGCGAAGGUAGUCCCAAGCGCGUCGGCAACCAAUUCUACUGAGCUCAAAAUCUUCAGCUUGGCGGUACGUUUACGUGAGCUCACUCGUACACAAACAAUCUUCAACCUCGAUGAAAGAAAUUGGAGGGAGUGGACGGACUGGCAGGGACUUUACAGAAAGCUCCUGUCCGAAGACAGGAUAUGGGACUUCAGAGACGUAUUCUUUGCGUUGAGUGUGUCCCGCAGCACAAAAGAAGCGUUGGCUGAGCUUGUUGGCUCUGCAUCCCCUUCAGACCAAAUGCUUGCGGACUGGGAAACGGGUGCUCCGGAUGAGUCUACCAACCUUGCAUUGCUCGAAAUACUGUCCUUCAUGGCGCUCAACGCCGAGACACAUCCAGGAGUCCUGCCUUUCGCUGGAGAAUGCCUGCGAUCAGCCGAGCGCAUCGGCAAUUCAAUCAUCAGCAACUUCCCACAUGCAGUCCACACACGACCAUUCAUCCAAUGGAUAGUUGCCAAGGCUUUGUUCGACUCAAGCAUACUGGAUUUUGAAUACCUUCUCGACUAUCCUGGACAAGUCUCUUUCUACAGUGGGGAGGAAAUGCCAUACUACAUCCCGGUUCGUAAAGAGAAUCCUGAGUGGCAGCCACGGAACCUCACAGCUAUAGCCCGUGAGAGUCUCACAAUGGCAGUCAGCUCAUUCAAACAGAUGCAGGACUACCAGUCGGAAGCGCGGUGUCUGAAGCUGUUGGCUCUUGGGACGAAGGCACCCGAAGGACUUUUAGAUGACUUGGCCCAUCUCCAAAAGUCGAAGCAGCUUGACAAAGCUGGCUAUCUCUCCACGUGUCUGUCGAGAUACCUGACUUGCAAUGAUGAGAGCUCAAGGGCGUCACUUCUCAGAGACCUGGAAAGCUUUGGCUGGUGGCGUGACCCGGCCAACGUUAUCGACCCAAACGCAGCAGCGGCAAGGGACGUUCUGCAGCAUGCAUUAUCACAGAACGAUGCCAAUGGAGCCACAAAGAGCAUGGAAGCGGCUUUAAGAUACUACGAAUAUCUGGACGCUUCAUUUGCAGAAACCAUAAAUCGGAACAUUUCACCAUCAUCGGGGGCGGGGCUGGAAGCGCAGGGAUCGAGAGAGAAUAUCAACGUAGAUGAGCAGAGGAAAGCUGAAGAAGAAAUCAACGAACAAAUGAGACUCGAAGCUUGA